Myotis brandtii (Brandt's bat) is the source of this 2216-nucleotide messenger RNA. Its product is annotated as trace amine-associated receptor 1. Lineage: Eukaryota; Metazoa; Chordata; Mammalia; Chiroptera; Vespertilionidae. The record is from RefSeq and is a predicted model, not a curated record. Bases 758 to 1774 code for a protein of 338 amino acids. Gene Ontology annotation, cellular component: membrane. The transcript has 4 exons. Gene Ontology annotation, molecular function: trace-amine receptor activity. Gene Ontology annotation, biological process: G protein-coupled receptor signaling pathway.
GGGCUUUAAUGGCUAUUUAGACCAUAGGUGACCUGUUAUGUGGUAUCAGCAUUUUCCUUGUGGCAGUGUUACAACAAAGCAGGAAAACAGGGUAAUAGAUAUCAAGGGUUUCUUUCAGAAAUACAGUUAAUCCAGGUAGUUAUUGCCAAAACUCGGUAGCUUAGAAUAACAGCAACUUCUGCUCAUGAAUCUGUAGAGGCAGCUAACAUAGCUUCACCAUGUACUGUGUAUCUGUAUGCCCUGGACUGUUUCACAUGCCUCUCAACCUCCAUGGACAAGGAUGGCACAGACGACAUUCAUAAACAUGUGAGUUCUCCUAAUGCCUAGGCUUGGAACUGACACCCCUUUUUUUCUGUCUACAUUCUUUUGGCCAAAACAAGUCAAAUGGCAAGGCUCAGGUUCAAAGAACAGGGAAAUACCUCCCACUCCCAAUGAAGCAAAGACAAAGAUUUCAAUGUUUGCGUCAUGCUGUCUGUUCGCUGUGGCCUAUCUUAGAGCAGCAGUGGCUCCGGCCAGCAGCAGCUGUGCGGCCUCCUCCCAAAGGCAGCGUUUCUGCUGUCGGCUCAUCCGCUUGCUCUGUUCACUCACCUGAGCAGACCCUAGUUUCUCUUGACUGAGUGAACCUACUCAAGAUGACAUCAGGUUUUUGGGAUAGAUAUAUGGGAAUAAAAGAUGGAACUGUAACCUGACUGUGGAUUUCUAAGGAAGAUUCAACACACAGAGGAAAAAAUAAACUAGUGGCUAGCCUUCAGGAACGAUGUCCUUUUGCCAUAAUGUAGUUAAUAUUUCCUGUGUGAACAGCAGCUGGUCAAAUGAUGUCCGUGCUUCCCUAUAUAGUUUAAUGGUGCUCAUCAUUCUGACCACAGUGGCUGGCAAUCUGAUAGUUAUUAUUUCCAUCUCACACUUCAAGCAACUUCAUACCCCAACUAAUUGGCUCAUUCAUUCCAUGGCCACUGUGGACUUCCUGCUGGGGUGCCUGGUCAUGCCUUACAGCAUGGUGAGGUCUGUUGAGCACUGCUGGCCGUUUGGAGAAGUCUUCUGUAAGAUUCACACCAGCACCGAUAUCAUGCUCAGCUCAGCAUCCAUUUUCCACUUGUCCUUCAUUUCCAUUGACCGAUACUAUGCUGUGUGUGACCCGUUGAGAUACAAAGCCAAGAUCAGUAUCUUGGUUAUUUUUGUGAUGAUCACCAUCAGCUGGAGCAUCCCUGCUCUUUUUGCAUUUGGAAUGAUCUUUCUGGGGCUAAACUUCAAAGGCGCUGAACAGAUGUAUUACAAACACGCUCAUGGUUCAGGGGGCUGUUCUGUCUUCUUUAGCAAAACACCCGGGGUUCUGGCCUUUAUGACUUCUUUCUAUAUACCUGGAUCUAUUAUGUUGUAUGUCUAUUAUAGAAUAUAUUUCAUAGCUAAAGGGCAGGCAAGAUCGAUUAACAAUGCAAAUCAGCAGCUUCAAAUUGGAUUGGAAGAGAAAAAUGGAAUUUCACGGAACAAAGAACGAAAAGCUGCAAAGACUUUAGGGAUUGUGAUGGGGGUUUUCCUCACAUGCUGGUGCCCUUUCUUUGUCUGCACAGUCAUGGACCCUUUCCUGGACUAUACUAUCCCACCCCCCUUGAAUGAUGCAUUGAUUUGGUUUGGCUACUUGAACUCUACUUUUAAUCCAAUGAUUUAUGCAUUUUUCUAUCCCUGGUUCAGAAGAGCGUUGAAGAUGAUUCUAUUUGGUAAAAUUUUCCAAAAAGAUUCAUCUAGGUGUCAAUUAUUUUUAGAAUCAAAUCCAUAGAAUUACAAUACCUUACUGUUUUGCAAAACAGCUGGUGGUGAUAUUUAUGAACACAGCGUAACCAACUACAUGCACCAACUGCAUGGUCUUGAAGUCAGUUACUUGAUUUAAAGAAUGUAUAAUGAGACAGGAUGAUUAUAUCUUGCUUCCUACUUGGGAUGUAGUACAUAUGAUCUUAGCCAUUCUUACCAUACAUAUGAAGCUUUGCAAGUCCAGAAUGUAAGGUACUACAUUUAAAAAAACUUUUCCUGUUUUUUCAGGUACCACCAUGGAAUUGAAAGUGGUCCUCUACUCAGAUAUUCAGUGGUAGAAACCAUAGGCUGCAUUGGAAAUGCAAAUUAGAGUACUUUGUCAUAUAUUUGCUUGAAUAUGUAUGGUUGUGUUGGUGUUAUUGUUGUUUUUUGGUAAAAUUACACAUAAAUGUUAUCUUUAAAUAAUUAUU